Molecule: messenger RNA, 2829 nt
Organism: Sitodiplosis mosellana (orange wheat blossom midge)
Lineage: Eukaryota; Metazoa; Arthropoda; Insecta; Diptera; Cecidomyiidae
Product: UDP-glycosyltransferase UGT5-like
Exons: 7
Coding region: 379-1929 (516 amino acids)
Molecular function (GO): UDP-glycosyltransferase activity
Source: RefSeq, a predicted model, not a curated record
AUGGCACAUAGAAUAUUUAUCUCAUUCGAUCUACGGUCCAUGUUAUUGUAUAUUAGUUUGAUUGCACAUGUCUGUAGUCCGCAUGCAAGCAUUUGAGUUCUAUUGCGGCGACCAAAUGAAAAUAAGAGAAAAAAAGCGCAAACGUAUGCGAUCGUGUAUUAUUGCGAAUGACAGAAGAGAUGCGAUAGAUUGCAAAUAACAUACUACUGACUACUACUCUAACUCGAAAUUAACCGCAAACUAUCUGCUCCGCACGGGUGACUGCGUAAAAUUCGAUGGUACGAUAUAUUCAGUUCGUUGUCUCUCUUGCUAUUGAUCAGAUGUCUAUUUGAUACAGAGCAGUGAUUUUUAAAUUGGUUUUCACAUUAUCAGCUUAAAAUGGAUUCCAGGGUGGUAUCAUUCGUGUUUGUUGUGAUUUUAUCCAUAAGUAGCAUCAAUUCUUUGAAAAUUCUUGGAUUAUUUCAACAUCCUGGCGUCAGUCAUUUUCACUUCUUCCAUCCGAUAAUGCGAGGCUUGGCCGAUGCAGGUCAUGAUGUUACGGUUGUCAGUCAUUUUCCAGAUAAAAAUGCCCCAUCGAACUAUAAAGACUUGGCUUUUGAAAAAACCGAAAUAUUAACCAACUCGGUGGACUUAGAGUUGUUCUCUCAUCGUCCAUGGUAUCAACCAUUUUUGGAAUUUGCCAGCCUACAUCAGUGGGGAUGUGACGCAUGUGAACUGGCAUUAAAUUCAACAGUUAUACAAAAUUUGUUGAAUACCAAACCAAAGUAUGAUGUGAUUUUAAUGGAGCAAUUCAAUGCUGAUUGCAUGAUGGGCGUUGCUUGGAAGCUAAAAGCACCGGUCAUUGCGUUAAGCAGUUGUGUUUUGAUGCCAUGGCACUACGAUCGAUUUGGCCGUCCAUGGAUGUUAUCUCACAUGACAGGACAACCCAUGGGUUUUUCUAAUCAUAUGACCUACACCGAACGUCUGCUGAAUUUCUUCUACAUGAAUUCAUACAAAAUUAUGUACAACCAGAUUACAAUGAAAGAAACGGAUAAAAUCACGCGAAAAUAUCUUAGAGAUGAAAAUAUGCCACAUUUGAGUGAAUUAAUCAAAGAAACCAGCAUGAUGUUUGUAAAUACACACUUUUCGUUACAAGGCACAACGCCGAAUCCACCAACAAUUGUGGAACUUGGUGGAAUCCAUAUUAAAGAAGCAAAACCGUUGGAUCCCGAACUGAAAGCGGUUUUGGAUGCGGCCACAGAUGGAGUGAUUUAUGUCAGCUGGGGUUCAAUGAUACGAUCAGCAACAUUACCUGAUGCUAAACGAAGCAGUUUACUCAAAGCCUUUGGUUCGUUAAAACAAACGGUUUUAUGGAAAUGGGAAAAUGAAACACUUCCGAAUCAACCGGGAAAUGUGCAUAUUAGAAAAUGGAUGCCACAAAGAGAGAUAUUAUGUCAUUCAAAUGUGCGCGUGUUUGUCAGCCAUGGUGGUUUGAUGGGAAGCAGUGAAUCGGCUUAUUGUGGUGUGCCAAUAGUGCUUACCCCAAUAUAUGGCGAUCAAUUUCAUAAUUCAGCCGUUCUGAAAGCUCGCGGAAUGGGUUUUAUUGUUCAUUAUGAAGAUAUCACAGAAGAAUCAAUCAAAUCAGCCAUCAAUGAAGCACUAAAACCUGAAUCAAUGGAAAACGCUAAAAGAGUGUCAUAUUCGUAUCAAAAUCGCCCGAAAACGCCACUCGAAACCGCCAUUUGGUGGGUUCAAUACGUAGCAGCCACGAAAGGAGCUCCGUUAUUGAAAUCACAAUCAAUAAAUAUGUCAACAUUUACAUACUAUUCAUUUGAUGUGUAUGCCACCAUUGCAAUCAUCCUCUUUCUUCUAAUAAGUCCAUUCAUUUAUGCGACACGCAAAUGCAGUAGAAAAUUUAAGGCGAACAAUUGUAAAUCCAAAAAGGAAUAAUUUUAUUCAUACAUGUGAUCAAUACAUUGAUUUCAAUAGUUUAUUUGCAUACGAAAAGAAAGCAGCAAAAUAUGUGUGAUCUUUCAUUAUGUUAACACAAGAACCGUUAAGUCAUUCGCACAAAAAUAGAUUUAUGUAAUACUUUUUGAAUGACUAAAACACCGUUCUAGGCACAAAUGUUUCACUUAAAAUUUGUUCCCAAAAAACAGAUUAUGUGACAAAUGCGUGAUAAUGUUAAUAAAUUUGAAUACAUAUCGAACUAGCCGGCCCUUUUCCCAUUCAAUACUCGUGGAUCACUCUUGAAUGCUUAAGAUUUCAAAAAUCAAGCCUUCAAGAAAGGAGCUCCAUAUGGUCCCGUUCACGUAAGACGAAACCACGGAAAAAAAAAUUGAAAGUUGCAAAAAAUCUUCUUAACGUUAUUAGAUCGCUAUGAAAUGUUCUCCAAAUUGUUACCUAGGGGGUAGGAACACAAGCGCUUGAGACGAAUUCGUACGAAUAUUCGUGAAUUCUUGUGAUUGUGUAUACAAGACAUUUGCAGCGCAGUGAGUGUACAACAACAAUAACGAAGCCACGAACGCAUGAAUAUAUGCGAAUACAUACGAAUGACACAACUUGUUCCUAGCCCCUAGAUUGUUACAUAAACUCAAUUUUUUCUGAGAAUUUCAUGAAAUUUUGCUUAUUUUUUCUUGUCAAAAUUGCCAAUUAAUAGUUAUUUCGUCAAAUUUUGUGAUUUUUGACUUUUUUUGGACUCGUUUUCGAGGGCGUGAAUUUCUAUAAAAAAAUGCACUAAAUCGUUCUACCUUGUGGCGGCGACAAACAUAGACAUCUGCCAAAUGCUACCAAAUGUUUUAUUUUUCUUUUUAAUUCUAUGAGAUUUUCUGGGUGUCAACCAUGACAGAG